Dentiscutata erythropus is the source of this 354-nucleotide messenger RNA. The record is from the annotation of a GenBank genome assembly. NCBI's taxonomy places the organism in Eukaryota, Fungi, Glomeromycota, Glomeromycetes, Diversisporales, Gigasporaceae.
AUGCCGCCAUUACCUUCUUUACUAAAUAAUUACAUUAUAAAAACAAAUAUUAAAAUUAAUACGAGUAAUUUUAAAACGCAUUGUAAAUCAUGUGUCGAUGCUUUAGGGGAAGAGGAAGGAAAAAAAGUUUAUUUUCCAAAUAAAAAAGACCAAAAUGAAGAAUUAUCUAUUUCUGAAGAGGAUUUUGGAGAAUAUCUUCAAGGAUGGGCUGAGUUAUUAGAAGAAGAGCAAGACAACGAAGAUCAAGUAAAUAUUGAAGAUUUAGAUGAUAUAGUUCAUCCCGCUUUAGAUAAAGAUGCUAAAUGGCAACUGGAAAACCUGUUUGUUACAUUAGAGCUACCAUUACAGUAUUAG